AUGGAGCCAGCAUUGCGAAGAGCAGUAUCCAGCGUUUGCGGACAAUGUUCUGCAACCUUGCGGAAGCAAUUGAUUGCCAAUGGAGUCUCCAGAACCGCCCCUCGAAUUGCAUCAGCCCACUCGACCCGAAGCCUCCAUUCAACUGUUUCGAGGAGAUCGAAGACAACCAAUACGCCUACGAGACAAUUUUCUUCGACGCCGAAAGCUUCGCAAGAAGCUGUUGCUGCCAAGGCCACCGCCAACGAAAGCCCGGCCCCUAAGCUCCGAUCGGACGACCUAUUCCACUCCUUCACGAACUCGCCUAUCCCAGAGAUCCGCCGCCGUGCGGCUUUCAUGAGACAGCAUGCGUAUUGCCCUCACCCAGAACAUCGCGCGACUCGAGUUCCUACCAUUGCCCCUCACGGAGAGGAAGCCCAGUCGCAAACGGGCCAGCUUGCGCCGGCGCACGUCGAUUUCGAAUGCCCCGACUGUGGAGUCCCUGUUUACUGCAGCAAGGAACACUGGAUGGAUGACUACGAGGCUCAUCUCGAGAUCUGUGACACUUUGAAGGAGAUUAACGAAGACGACCAUGAUCUUCGGUCUGGCCGCGCGUUCCCCGAGUUCGUUAUGGCAGAUGAUCAGAUGCCUGAGGCUGUUGUUAACAUGACGAACUGGGAUACCUUCAUGUACAGCCGCGAAUUCGAGGCCAUAAAUGAUGAGCGUAGCAUGCGCCAGGUUACGAAGAUGCUUACAUACCCUAUCACCAUUGGUAGUGUUCUCCAUGAGCUGAGCCCUUACAGCAUCAAGCAAGGCGAAAGAUUGACGAGCGAGGGUUUGAAGAGUUUGAGUGCUUUACGGUACACCCUUCACCCUCCACUGUCCGGAAAGGGCACGGCUAUGAAGGACCUUCGUCCCGAAGCUCCUCCUGUGCGGAUAUUUUGCCUGGGAGCUCGUGCCGAAUCAUCGCUGCCUAGAAACGUUUGGCUCCAGCUCGCGCAUCUGUUCCCCGAGAGCAGGGUUCAUCUUAUCUUUAUCGGCCCGGAGAGUAUGGCAAACCGCGAUGACGAGUUCCCGUUGCCGCCGCGAACCCCCGAGAACCCCUUCGGUAUGGUCAUUGAGGACCGGAUAUCGCACAAGAUGAAGAUCAGCACUAUUGUGGACUACUACCAUACCAUCCACAAGACCGGGUACUUUGCGCCGUACGACCCGUACUUUGACUGUUUCUGUCUUUUCCACCCUGGCCUGGGCCAUCCCGCAAGCAGCCACGAGUGGACGGAGACGCUCCCUCUACUUUUGGAGACCAAGCUUCCCAUCAUCGCCACGGGUUACACGCAGUUCGACAUGGAGAGAGACAUUGAAUGGGUUCGCAAGACGGCCGCCGGCGAGUUCGAUGUGCUGCUGGAACCUGGCGAAAACCUGUUCCGCAGCUUGAGGUGGGACAUGAACGAUCUGGAUCCCCAGGACGUCAGCUGCGGAAACUGGGGAGUGUGGGCGUUCCGCGGAAAGAGAUAUGAGACGACCAAGAAGGACGAUGAAUAG
This is a messenger RNA of Colletotrichum spaethianum, 1518 nucleotides long. Its product is annotated as protein MSS51, mitochondrial. Gene Ontology annotation, biological process: mitochondrial respiratory chain complex IV assembly. Lineage: Eukaryota; Fungi; Ascomycota; Sordariomycetes; Glomerellales; Glomerellaceae. Gene Ontology annotation, cellular component: extrinsic component of mitochondrial inner membrane. The transcript has 3 exons. The record is from RefSeq and is a predicted model, not a curated record. Bases 1 to 1518 code for a protein of 505 amino acids.